GGCCCAGUGGGAGGAAUGGAAAAUCAGGGUGUGCCUCCCGGGCCUUAUCGGGCCACCAGGCUGUGGAAUGAAGUUACCACAUCUUUUCGAGCGGGAAUGCCUCUAAGGAAACACAGGCAACACUUUAAAAAAUAUGGCAAUUGUUUUACAGCAGGAGAAGCAGUAGACUGGCUUUAUGACCUAUUAAGAAAUAAUAGCAAUUUUGGUCCUGAGGUUACAAGGCAACAGACUAUCCAGCUAUUGAGAAAAUUUCUGAAGAACCAUGUCAUUGAAGAUAUCAAAGGCAAAUGGGGAUCAGAAAAUCUUGAUGACAACAGUCAGCUAUUCAGAUUUCCUGCAAAUUCUCCACUUAAAACUCUUCCACAAAGGCAUCCAGAAUUGAGAAAAAACAGAAUAGAGAACUUUUCCAAAGAUAAAGAUAGUAUUUUUAAAUUACGAAACUUAUCUCGGAGAACUCCUAAAAAGCAUGGAUUACAUUUCUCUCAGGAAAAUGCAGAGAAAAUGAGCUGUGAAAUAAUCAAUGAACAUCAAGAAAACUCCAUUGAUAAUAGAGAAAUAAGCCAGAAAGAUGUUGAAGAAGCUUGGAGAUAUGUUAUUCUGAUCUACCUGCAAACAAUUUUAGGUGUGUCAUCCCUAGAAGAAGUCAUAAAUCCCAAGCAAGUAAUUCCUCAAUGUAUAAUGUACAACAUGACCAAUACAAGUAAGCACGGAGUAGUUAUACUGCAAGACAAAUCAGAUGACCUUCCUCACUGGGUAUUAUCUGCCAUGAAGUGCCUAGCAAAUUGGCCAAGAAGUAAUGAUAUGAAUAAUCCAACUUAUGUUGGAUUUGAACGAGAUGUAUUCAGAACAAUUGCAGAUUAUUUUCUAGAUCUCCCUGAACCUCUACUUACCUUUGAAUAUUAUGAAUUAUUUGUGAACAUUUUGGUUGUUUGUGGCUACGUCACAGUUUCAGAUAGACCCAGUGGGAUACAUAAAAUCCAAGAUGAUCCACAGUCUUCAAAAAUCCUUCACUUAAACAGUCUGAAUUCCUUCAAAUCAACUGAGUGUCUUCUUCUCAGUCUGCUUCAUAAAGACAAAAACAAAGAAGAAUCAGAUACUACUGAGAGACUGCAGAUAAGUGAUCAAGGAUUUCAAGAAAACUAUGCUAAGAAAAUGCAGCUAGUUAAUUUAAAAAACAGAAGAGCCAGUGUUAAUGACAUAAUGGGAGGAAGUUGUCAUAAUUUAAUAGGCUUAAGUAGUAUGCACGUUCUAUCCUCUAGCAUCAAACCAAGGUGCUAUUCAUUAGAAGGAAUUAUAGAUUUACCAGGGAGUUCAAGUAAAGAGGUCUCCAGUGUCUUCCAUCAAUCUGUUCUGAACAUAAAAGGACAAAAUAAUAAACAAUUUUUAGAGUCUGAGACCAAACAGGAAUCCCUAAUGCAUCUUCAUUCAGAGGAAAGUAUUCAAAAACCACUCUGUGUUGGUUUUAAAAGAACCUCUACUUUGACCGUUCAAGACCAAGAGGAGUUAUGUAAUGGAAAGUGCAAGUCAAAACAGCUUUGUAGAUCUCAGAGUUUACUUUUAAGAAGUAGUACAAGAAGGAAUAGUUAUAUUAAUAUGCCAGUGGCUGAAAUUAUCAUGAAACCAAAUCUUGGACAAGGCAGCACAAGUGUGCAAACAGCUAUGGAAGGUGAACUCGGAGAGUCUAGUACCACAGUCAAUAAAAGACUCUGCAAAAGUACAAUAGAACUUUCAGAAAACUCUUUACCUCCAGCUUCCUCUAUGUUGACUGGCACACAAAGUUUGCUACAACCUCAUUUAGAGAGGGUUGCCAUCGAUGCACUACAGUUGUGUUGUUUGUUACUUCCCCCACCAAAUCGUAGACGGCUUCAACUUUUAAUGCGCAUGAUUUCGCGAAUGAGUCAAAAUGUUGAUAUGCCCCAACUUCAUGAUGCAAUGGGUACAAGGUCACUGAUGAUACAUACUUUCUCUCGGUGUGUGUUACGCUGUGCUGAAGAAGUAGAUCUUGAUGAGCUUCUUGCUGCACGAUUAGUUUCUUUCUUGAUGGAUCAUCAACAGGAAAUUCUCCAAGUACCCUCUUACCUACAGACUGCAGUGGAGAAACAUCUUGACUACUUAAGAAAGGGCCAUAUUAAAAAUCCUGGAGAUGGAGUGAUUGCUCCUUUGCCAACUUAUUCAUACUGUAAACAAAUUAGUGCUCAGGAGUUUGAUGAACAAAAAGUUUCUACCUCUCAAGCUGCAGUUGCAGAACUUUUAGAGAAUAUUAUUAAAAAUAAGAGUUUGCCUGUGAAGGAGAAAAGGAAAAAACUAAAACAGUUUCAGAAGGAAUAUCCCUUGAUAUAUCAGAAAAGAUUUCCAACCUCUGAAAGUGAAGCAGCACUUUUUGGUGACAAACCUACAAUCAAGCAACCAAUGCUAAUUUUAAGAAAACCAAAGUUUCGUAGUUUAAGAUACUAAUUGAAUUGAAAAUUAUGUAAUACUUGUGGAACUUUGGUAAGUGAAGCCAUAUCUAAGAAUUCAGCUACUAAAAAGGAAGUCUCUUUAUCAAUAAGGUUUUUCUAAAUAGAA
This is a messenger RNA of Globicephala melas (long-finned pilot whale), 2565 nucleotides long. It is a transcript of the gene DEPDC1, whose product is annotated as DEP domain containing 1. NCBI's taxonomy places the organism in Eukaryota, Metazoa, Chordata, Mammalia, Artiodactyla, Delphinidae. The record is from RefSeq and is a predicted model, not a curated record. Gene Ontology annotation, cellular component: nucleus; transcription repressor complex. Gene Ontology annotation, biological process: intracellular signal transduction.